AUGCUCAGCGGCACCUUCGAGCCUCCGCAGGUCUUCCAGCACACCAACCUCGUACGAACCGUCAACCUGGAGAAGGAGUACCCUCGCGAGACGAUCAAUGUCGUCGUCGAGAACAUCGACUCGAAGCCUCAGCAGGACUACUACCUACCAUUCCCUCAGGACUUGAUUGCCAGAAUCGGAGGCCUGGACGUCAAGGACAAGAACAAGCCCGACGCCAUCUUCCCUAGCCCGGAGAUUGUUGGCAUUGACACAUACAGGUGA
Molecule: messenger RNA, 261 nt
Organism: Aureobasidium uvarum
Lineage: Eukaryota; Fungi; Ascomycota; Dothideomycetes; Dothideales; Saccotheciaceae
Source: the annotation of a GenBank genome assembly